This is a messenger RNA of Cyprinus carpio (common carp), 6665 nucleotides long. RefSeq names its product ALK tyrosine kinase receptor. Lineage: Eukaryota; Metazoa; Chordata; Actinopteri; Cypriniformes; Cyprinidae. Gene Ontology annotation, cellular component: signaling receptor complex; membrane. Gene Ontology annotation, biological process: regulation of cell population proliferation; protein phosphorylation; multicellular organism development. The record is from RefSeq and is a predicted model, not a curated record. Gene Ontology annotation, molecular function: transmembrane receptor protein tyrosine kinase activity; protein binding; ATP binding.
GUGGAUGAUUCGUCUUUAAUAUGCGGGAAUUAAACAGCAACCUUAAGCUUUGAUAAAAGCAAACACAUCUUAAUGCACAAGGAGAAGAAAUGUAGACUCGGCUAGCUCUCCAUUCGUUUCCUGAUUCAGCACCCCAUUUGGAGAGAGUGAGGGUGUCGGAGUGAAAGCAGAAUCAACAGAAAACAGGAUCUUUUUAGCCUAAAUCAUGAUUGCACGGAUACUCUACAUUUUUCUUUGGUCUGCUGCAUUUCUACCCGAGCUGCAGUGCGCUUCUCAGAGAACUGCGGACGCACUUGCUACUUUUCCCACGGCCGCGUUCAUCGACGGCACCGACAGAAAGGACUCCAACCAGACCAUCAACUCUCGGACCAAAAGGAAGACGCUCUCGGUGGAUUUCGCCGUCCCGUCGCUGUUGCGUUACUACUUGGCUCUGUUUAUAAAGCGCCCGCUUAACGGAGACUGUCUGUCAUUUAACGGAUGUUACACGGUGCGCGCCAACUUGCUAAUGCGCUGCGUUCCGUUGCAAAAAACCAUCGCCGGCUUGCUUGAUGUAAAGUUGGCAGCGAUGAGCGUCAACAGAUCCAGCACUGGACAGCUCCCGUAUCGACAGAGGCGGCCCGUGCCUAAAGUUUUGAAUUUGGGUUUGACCACCGCCAGUAGAAAGUCCAAUCAAGUUGUGGUGGAGGUGGGCGAAGAGAUGGUUAAAACGGGAUGCGGAGGUCUGCAUGUGUACGAGGACGCGCCAGUUGUGUUCCUGGAAAUGGACCUAACGCGGAUUUUGGAGUGGUGGCUGGGGGCGGAGGGAGGCCGGCUCAGGGUCCGAAUUAUGCCCGAGCGGAAAGUGCAGGUCCCGGGGAAAGAGGACAAGUACUCUGCUGCCAUCAGAGCUUCGGACGCUCGCCUCUUCUUACGCAUAGCCUCGAGUGAACGGCCCUCAUCCACGAACUCAGGAAACCCUACCGCCGCCACUAAAUACUGGAACUUUUCUUGGACAGCAGAGGACGAGCUAACUUUCCCUGAGGAUCCUGUAUCAACUUCAGAUUGCUCUUCAAAGGGAAAGUCAUGUGACCGUGGGCCUGCUGGAUAUUAUCCUGAGUUCGCCUGGAGUUUAACAUCAGCAGAGGACUCCUGGGCGAAAGACCAGACGAUGGCAAAGACAAAAGCAAGUUCCCAGGAGUGGGAGGAAGGGUGGUUUCUCACAGUGAAUGGCUCAUCUCUGACGGGGCCAUGGGUUCUGAGCCCUUGGUUAGGUGCCACCCAUCAGUCCUGUGGUCUAGAUAUUACAGUGUUUUUGCACCCCAGGCAGAGUGGACGUUACACUGUCUGGCUCAUAGAGAGGGACAAGCCACCACUUGCUAUCCUCACCACUGAGCAUCCUCAUGUCAUCGGCUGGGCGGUGGUCCACCUCAGCUUGGGGGCUCGGAGCAAGCCCUUCAGGAUUUCUUCCAGCUACAACCAGCCCGGCGACAUGGAGACAGCGACCUAUGACCCCCGCUUCACCACCAACUGCACCAUACGAACCUCUCAAAAUGUCACUCUCCGGGGCCGCUAUCACUGCAGAGGGGGCCGGGAGAUCAAUGUGAGCCAGCUGUGUGACUUCAACCCUGACUGUCCACAAGGGGACGAUGAGGGGGAACAUUGCCGUCAAUUCCUCAAUGGCAGCUAUUGCUCAUUUGGAAGAGAAGAUUGCGGCUGGCAGCUGGUUCCAGGACGGGGCCCACAAUGGAGGGCCCAUCCGUCCAUUCCCCAAAGCCUCAGAAGCAGCUGUCCAUCCCCAGGGGCCUUGUUGGCCAUUGACAGUCAGCCCAAAGGUCAGCGAGGAUCAGCCCAGGUGCGAAGCCCGCUUUUCUUUUACCCCCUACGGAACGCCCCUUGCAUGGUCAAGUUCUGGGUGUGUGGAUCUUCAAAUGGAAUGCUAUCACUCUGGAUUAUAGAGAACAGCACAGGUCCUGAGGGUCAGAGGAGUCUCUGGAACUCAACAAGUGAAGCUAAUAUGGGGAAAGGGUGGAAACUCAUUAAUCUACCACUCUUCGGUUUGGUGGAUCUGUUCUACCUGCAGUUCAGUGCUGAUAUUUCCUCUAGUGCAGGAGUUGCAUUUGCUGUGGAUAAUUUCACUCUGAGCAUGGAAUGUUUCCUUGAAACCAAUGGAGAAUUUCCUCCGGUGGCUCCCAUAAGCCCCACGCAAGUGCAGUUUACACCAAGCUAUGAGAACAUCAAGACUACUACAUGGCCUGGAGUGUCUACAGAAUCUGUCAAAUGGAUAUUCCACACCUGCGGAGCAACAGGACCAGACGGUCCAACGCCGACUCAGUGCAGUAACUCAUACCGCAACACCAAUGUCAAUGUCACUGUAGGCACUAAGGGACCAUUCAAGGGCAUCCAGAUGUGGCGGGUCCAAGAGACAAGGAAAUACAGGAUCACGGCGUAUGGAGCAGCUGGUGGACGCAGUGUCCAGGCUGUCCACAAGUCACAUGGGGUGUACAUGACUGGAGACUUCCAGUUACAGAAGGAUGAGCUGCUGUAUAUUCUAGUGGGACAGGAAGGAGAGGAUGCUUGCCCAAAUACGGUGCCUGCUAUGGUCCGGAUCUGCAAGGAACAGCAAGGACCAUCAAUCAACAAAACCCAGCUUAAGGGAGGAGGUGGUGGAGGAGGAGGAGGCACCUACGUCUUCAAGGUGGUAAAUGGAGUCCACGUUCCACUAAUCAUUGCUGCUGGAGGUGGAGGACGUGGCUACAGCAGCCAAUCAGAAACCCCAGAGGAAGUGAUGGACAGGGAUCCCAGCAUUCCCGGCCGUAAUGGAAAAUCUGGCGCUGCAGGCGGUGGCGGAGGCUGGAAUGACACUGCCCCUGUUCCUCAAGGCGGUAGACCACUCAUUCUGGGAGGACAGGGUGGAGAACCCUGUCAAGUCAUAGGCUGGAAAACUCGAGGAGGUUUUGGAGGCGGUGGAGGGGCCUGCACGGCUGGUGGAGGAGGUGGAGGAUACAGAGGGGGCAGUGCCUGGCACAAUAAUGAUCCCAGAAAGGAUGGAGAUGAUGGAACAUCGUUUAUAAGUCCUGAUGGCGAAAUGUACCUGGAGCCACUCAAAGGCAUGGAAGGCGACGGUGAAGUUAUCAUCAACCCUGUGCAGAACUGCAGUCACUGUGAGUCAGGAGAUUGCCACGAGACCUCUGAGGGCACGGUGUGCUACUGUGAUGAAGAGCUCUCGCUGGCCCCAGACGGAGUGUCCUGCAUCAACUCUACUGCGGUGUCUAUGUUGCCCGCCCAGCCGUCUUUGUCUCAUCUGGCACUGGGUCUGUCUGUAGGGACCUCUGCGCUCAUCGCUGCCUUGCUGUUGGCAGUUUCAGGCGUUAUGAUCAUGUACAGACGUAAACACACCGAGCUCCAGUCUAUCCAACUCGAGCUACAGAGUCCCGACUGUAAGCUAAGCAAACUGAGAGCCUCUACCAUCAUGACCGACUACAAUCCCAACUACUGCUUUGGCGGGAAGACCGCCUCCAUCAACGACCUGAAGGAGGUGCCACGGCGUAACAUCUCCCUCGCCAGAGGUUUGGGUCAUGGCGCAUUUGGAGAAGUCUAUGAAGGACUAGCCGUUGGGAUUCCAGGGGAGCCCAGUCCGAUGCAGGUGGCUGUAAAGACCCUUCCUGAGGUGUGCUCUGAGCAGGAUGAACUAGACUUUCUAAUGGAAGCUCUCAUAAUCAGCAAGUUUAGUCACCAAAACAUUGUGCGGUGUAUCGGGGUGAGUCUGCAAGCUCUGCCUCGCUUCAUUCUGCUGGAAUUGAUGGCCGGAGGGGAUCUCAAGAGCUUCCUGAGGGAAACUAGACCAAGACUAGAGCAUCCUUCAAGUCUAACCAUGGUAGAUCUUCUCAACAUUGCCAGAGACAUCGCUCGCGGCUGCCAGUACUUAGAAGAGAACCAGUUCAUCCACAGAGAUAUUGCUGCCAGGAAUUGUCUUCUGACCUGCAAAGGUCCAGGGAGGGUGGCCAAGAUUGGUGAUUUUGGCAUGGCCAGAGACAUCUACAGAGCCAGCUAUUACAGGAAAGGAGGCCGUGCUAUGCUGCCAGUCAAAUGGAUGCCUCCUGAGGCCUUUAUGGAGGGAAUCUUUACCUCAAAAACAGAUACAUGGUCAUUUGGUGUUCUGCUGUGGGAGAUCUUCUCACUGGGUUAUAUGCCAUACCCCAGCCGCAGUAACCAAGAGGUGUUGGAGUUUGUUACUAAUGGAGGCCGGAUGGACCCACCUAAGAACUGCCCCGGGCCAGUGUACCGGAUAAUGACACAGAGUUGGCAGCAUCAACCAGAAGACAGACCAAACUUCUCAACUAUUCUGGAGAGGAUUGACUAUUGUCUGCAGGACCCAGAUGUGGUGAAUGUGCCUUUGCCUGUCGAGUACGGCCCCAUCCCUGAGGAAGAGGAGAGGGUACCCAUGCGUCCCGAUGACCCGUCGGCCCCCUCCUUGCUUGUAGCCCCUCAGGGCACCGAGGAGGCUUCAUCUGCCGCUCACUCUGAUCAGCCUAAAAGAGAUGGGGAGGCCGUUCUCAUGCCCAGCCACUCCUCUGAGAGCAAGCUCCCACCCGCUCCCCAAUCUCAGCCUCACCCCCAUCACCACCACCAACCCCCGGUAGUCACUGCCCCCAUACCAUCUGCCAAAACUUCCUCUGCAACUCCCUUGACCACCCAAGAUGGAGGGCAUGUGAAUUUGGGCUUCAUGCAGGCUCACCCAUCAGAGAAGGAGAGCCGUAACGGGAAGCCCACCAACCUUUGGAACCCCACCUAUGGCUCGUGGUUUCUACAGCAGCAACAGAAGAGACAGCAGGCCCAGGCACAAAGGCAGACAAGCGGCCCACGGAUCCCAGGUGAAGGGCAGGAACAAGCAGGCCGGACUGUGACAGUAGCUGAAGCUCUGGGCCUGCAGCAACAGCACAAACAGCAGCAGUACCAACAGCAGCUCCAGCGCCAACAGCAGCAGCAGCAGCAGCAAGGCCUGUGUCGACCGCUUUUGCCCCCUCCUCCCCCACCUGCCCCGACCCCUUUACUUCUGGAUUCAGCCAGCCUAGCACCAGUUCCACUCUACAGACUACGGCGCUUCCCAUGUGGGAACAUCGGGUAUGGCUACCAGGAGCAGGGCCUGCCCAUGGAGCCCAUGCCGGGGCCCCAGCCUCCCCCACCUCAUUCUGGCCAGCAGAGGCCCAUCACUUUAGCUCGGGCCAGUGGCCCUGAGGACAGCCGCCCACUUUUGGUCACCAUGGGUACAGUGCAGGACUCCAGACUGCCGAAAAUGGAAGGGCACAACGCCACUGUGCUGUAACCUUGCACGUUCUCUAUCAGUGCCCACUUUGCAAAACACUGUGCUGUCCAUCUAUGUCCACCUUUGCCAAGCCCCUCUGUGCUUUAUCUUUGUGCUUUUCAGCCAUGAGACUGGGACCGGAAAGGUUCUGCGCUGGAAACUCAGAGAAACUACGUUUCACUGAAAGAGAAAGAUUGUCACUUGGAUAAAAUAACAAGACUGUUGAGUUUCCGAAAGCCACAAUUGAGAGACAAAAAUAAACUGAUUAAGCCCUCACAAGGACUAAUUCUGUAAAAAAGACUAAAUUAUAUCAGUGAUAUUUUUCCAUAAUGGGGGAGAAAAAAAUAAAAUAAAACGGGUUUGUUGAUGUUUGCUUGCCUGCUUGUUUAUUUAUUCAUUUGUUAAUUUAUUAUUUGGAGGUCAUGUAAAUUAUUAACGGGUGUGCUUCAGAAAGCAAACUGCCCCCAUUCAUUAUGUAUCAUUUGUUCAUUCUUGGACUUGGUUGGCUUUUAAACGCAGCUGUUUUCAUCCAUCAAACAACAUGAAUAACAGAAAACUCGAAUGCCUCGUGUGUGAAACUGAUGAGUGUUGGUUUGUACUGAUGAGGUGUAUGGCUUUUAGUGAUCAGAUAUCCUGUUGGCUAUGGUGUUGGAACUGAAACAUGUAGCAAACUGGUCAGUAACUAUUGAAUGAAUGCCCUUUCACAGGACUCGUGUUAGGGAUUUAAACCAUGAAAAAAGCAUUAAAACAUUUAUUCAUUUAAUCCCUGUCAGUUGCUUUGAUAUAUUACAGAAACUGGUUGAAGGUCAAGCUCCACCACCCCCCCCCUCUGAAUGCCUUGUUGAGAGCUUAAUCUAGCAUGAAUUUCCAGGUUUGGUGGCGUUUUGGAUCAGCAAAGCCAGCAUAGCCAAGAGGUUCAUCAGCACAUCUUAGCUGGUGAAGGUUAUUAACCAGCACAGUAUUUCUGGUAAAGCUGCUUAGCUAAUGAAGUUUUGUUGGUUAAGUAAGUUAUGAAGAUUGGUUGGAGCAACAGCCUACCAAAAUAUCAAAUUAUGUACUUUUUGGAAUGGAACAGCCUUUGGCAUUUUGCUGUACUUGAUGUAUCUAGUAUGCCUAAACCACCCACAUAAUGAUACAUCUUGCAAAUUGUUCGGUAACCAUGAACUGCACUUUGAAAUGCCAGCAGUUUUAACACUCAGCAUCAGUAAAAAGUCUGUCUUGCAGACAACACAAGACCAGUAUGAUGCUGUAGACUUACAGAGUUCAAUGAAUGUUGACGAGUCGUGUGAAAGGUCUUUGUGUUGUAUGAAACUUUACCAUUGGCUGUGUAAGAAUACAUUUCAGCAUUUUAUUUUAAUAUCCAUCAUUCCAUUAGUUUUCGAUU